AUGAGAUCUGCAACCCCAGAGACGCAGGCAAAGAGGACUUCCAGAAGGUCUAAAGUCGCCAAGCCUGUUGUUGAGAAGCGCAGACGGGAGAGGAUCAACCACAGUCUGGAGAAAUUACGACUUUUGCUGCUGGAAACAAGCGACGAUGAGAGGCUUAAAAAUCCCAAAGUUGAAAAGGCUGAGAUCCUGGAGAGCGUCGUGCACUUUUUACAAGGAGAAAUUCAGAUUAAGAAGACUGGUCAUUUUGGAAAGAAGUUUCAUUUUGAGGAGGAGGUGAGACAGCCGGACUACGAGGAUGGCGUGAGGACCUGUCUGCGCAGAGUUAGCGGCUUCAUCGCAGACAGCACUGACGAAGAGCGUCAUUUACAGUCUCUGCGUCAAAGCCCCAUCCCUGCGUACGCCUCUGCCCCCGGACACGGCUCAUGCCCUGGAUCUGCACUCUUCACCUUUGCACAUGUGUCCUCUCCAUCUCCACAGCUCCAGUCUCACUACAUGUUCCACACGCACGCGGUUCACAUGCACGAGGCUCGGCAUUGUGACUUAUCUUCACAGAAGCCCAACAGCGACACCGUGUGGAGGCCGUGGCCCCAGUGA
Messenger RNA from Knipowitschia caucasica, 594 nucleotides. NCBI's taxonomy places the organism in Eukaryota, Metazoa, Chordata, Actinopteri, Gobiiformes, Gobiidae. The record is from the annotation of a GenBank genome assembly.